AAAAGAGGAGAAAAGAAGAAGAAUAAUUUAUUUUUUGUCUACAGGCUUGUUAUUUUCAAUUAGAAUUGAAAAAGCGUUCGUACAAAUAAUCUUAUAAAGAUUGAAAAAAGAUGAGUUCGCCAGGAGAAAAUACACACGCCACUACAAAAGAAAAUGUAGCCGAAAUGGAGGAAAUAGAUGAGGCAGAAGAGGAAGCUUUAUUGAAAUCUGACGACGAGUAUGACACUGUGCGUACAAAGAUCCAACCAGUAUUGAGUGCUUUGGCUCCUCCAGCAGCAAUACUCACAGAUGAAGAUUCACUCAUGAAUGAAGCAGUACAAUUGCAAGAUGAUGCAGCGGGAGCUGAUGCCGGCUUGAGUGAUGAGGAUGAAGUAAUGACUGAAGCACAGGAAGUCUUGGCAGGACAGCUUAAGGGAGGUGGGCUCGAUAGCGAUAGUGAUGAUGACGACGAUGAAUCGGACGAAGCGGAAAAAGCACUUGUGGCAUACAAAAAGUUAAUUAAAGAGCUGGAAGUAAAUCAAUAUGUUUACGAUAAAUAUGUGCAGCUCUGCGAAUUAGCACACAAUACAGACGAUCUGGAUAUUAUACGGGAGGCAUAUAAACGUUUUUCUACUGCAUAUCCCUUGUCACAAGAUUUGUGGCUUAAGUAUUUAAGCGUUGAAAUGAAUGUUGCGUUAUCGCCCAAAGAAAUGGAAUUUGUUGAGGGCCUAUUUCGAAAAGCUUUGGAUGACUAUUAUUCAACAACCAUUGCGCUGGAGUUUGCAUCAAUAGCCCCACGUUGUGCCGAUCCUGAGAAGAUAUGGCGUGAACUGUUAGGCACUUACGGACUGCACUGCCUUGAUGGCCAACAGUUUUUUAAGCUAUAUCGCGAGUUUCUCACAGCCCAUAAUUCUAUGAGUUCGGAAGCAAAACAAGAGGCGUACAUCAAAAGUUAUUUGCAAGAACUAAAAUAUCCCCUCUUUAACAUGGAAGAGAGCUACAUAGAAUUUAAGGUUUUCUAUGAAAAGAACAAAGAUCAGAUAAAGCAUGAAAUGAGUUGGGAACUCAUCGACAAAAAUUACUUUAAAGCUAAGGAUCACCUGCGCAAAAUUUUGCACUUCGAACAAAAACUUAAAGAACUGGAUGUCAAAUGUUACCGCGAACGUGCGGAAGUGUAUAUCACUUACAUCAAAGAGUCGGAUAAAUUCCUUGAUGAAAACGUAUUGCAAACAGUUUACGAACGCAUGGUUGCCGAUUGCUGCUUAAAUAUAGAUUGCUGGCUAACAUAUAUUGACUUCAUUGCAUACCGCGAUGCAUAUGGGCGUCCGGAAGAGCUACAAAAUUUACCCACCUUUCGCCAAACCGCAGUGGAUGUUAAUAAACGCGCUCUGCGGAACUGCACAUGGUCGGAAAAGCUAUAUGUAAAGUACAUGCUACUGCUGGAACAGAUGGGUCGGUCGCGUGAGGAGGUGCAAGAAAUUUUGGAAAGCGCAAUGUCAGCUGGUUUUCAAACCGCUGAGUCUGCUGUGACUGUUUGGAUGGAGUAUUUGACAUAUUUGCGGCGGCACACUGACUACGAGAAUGAAGACGAGUGCGAUAUUUUGCGGAAGAAUUUCAAUUUAGCCUGGACAAUUCUCGGCCAACAAUGGGGUGUCUUGGCCGAUUGUAAUUGUGAGAUAUUAUUACUCUGGGGACGUCUAGAAUAUGGGCCACUAUCCGAUGCGAAACGCGGCAAAGAACUUUGGACUACCGCAAUGGAAAGUUCCGACAACGCGACGCGUUCUGGUCUGUGGAUAGAAUUUGUGCACUUAGAGCUGCGCAGAGAUUUGGAAGCGACGAGAAAAUUGUACCGUAAAGCACUGCAUUCACCGGGUCUUGACAAUCCAUCAGUUAUCGCUGCGGCUUGGGAACGCUUCGAGCGUUGUAAUGGCACUACGAAAACUCUUAAUAAUUGUACAAAAGAAUGUACCGAAUUCUUAAUUCAAUAUCAUGCACAAAUGAGCCAAUUUAAGACGGACACUGCGACAAGUAUGAAGGGUAAUAAAGCUACAAAGCGCAAGACAACAGCUGCCACUGAGUUCGCUGUACCGGAGAAGAAAACAAGAACGGAAGAAAAAAAGCAAGACAUGCAACCGAGUGGUAGUGGCGGUGGCGGUGGGAUUGGUGGUCUGCCUGGACCAAAACGCCUUGAAUCCGCCACAUUCAAAGAACACGAAAAUCAAGAAAUAGAUUUGACAAAAGAUCAUUUACGUAUAUUCCUUAGUAAUUUGGAUUACAGUUUAACUGAAGACGAUAUUCGUACCGAAUUGCGAGACUUAAAAGUUGUAAAUGUGACACUGAUACGCUCUGGGAAUGGCAAAAGUCGCGGUUUUGGCUAUGUAGAACUAGAGAACGCGGUUGAGGUUGAGAAGGCUUUGUCGCUGGACAGAAUUUCUUUGAAAGGUCGGCCAUUGUACAUAUCCAGUGUUUUGCGAGAUAAGGAGAAACGGCAAAAGUUCAAAUAUUCAGAUGAUUUGGAACCAAAGAAACUUUUUGUAAAAAGCUUGCCUAAUGACACCAAAAAAGAAGAGUUGGAACAAAUUUUUGGAGCAUUUGGAAAGCUGCAGGAUGUUCGCUUAGUAUAUCACAAGAGUGGCAAAUUCAAAAAUAUCGCUUACGUGGAGUUCAAAGAAGAGGCAGCAGCUGGCAAGGCAGUUCUUGGUACUGAUCAGCUUGAACUGCGCGGUCAUUCGAUUUCAGUGGCGAUCUCGGCACCACCACCUAAAUCUGCUACUUCAACGAUAAAUACAAAUAAACUUCUGGGUUUGAGCAACAAACGUAGCAAAGCGUUCGAACAGAAGCCUCGUAUGUCGCUCAUACCAACAGCAGUGCGCAAACAAUUUACUACUGCGCUGGAUUCUAAAAUCUCACAUAUAGUAAACAAUAAAUCUACCAAUGGAGCAGCUCUGUCAAAAACAAAUGAUGAUUUUCGCAAAUUAUUACAGAAAUAAAUUAGGUAUUGCUCGUGUUUGGAUAAAGAUCGUAAUGCGGAAUUUUUGUUGAAAACAACUAGGAUUAGUCCGUGACUCAUACCUUACCAGAGACAAUUGUCUACCGUAUUGUGAAUUUUAGUGAUUAGAAUUGAAAUAUUUAAAAGCAAUACAGAAUAUUACUAUGUAUAUUUAACUUGAUUUAAUUUAUUUCC
This is a messenger RNA of Anastrepha ludens (Mexican fruit fly), 3163 nucleotides long. It is a transcript of the gene Rnp4F, whose product is annotated as squamous cell carcinoma antigen recognized by T-cells 3. Gene Ontology annotation, biological process: RNA processing. The coding region runs from base 111 to 2969 and encodes 952 amino acids. The transcript has 13 exons. The record is from RefSeq and is a predicted model, not a curated record. Gene Ontology annotation, molecular function: protein binding; RNA binding. NCBI's taxonomy places the organism in Eukaryota, Metazoa, Arthropoda, Insecta, Diptera, Tephritidae.